This is a messenger RNA of Felis catus (domestic cat), 708 nucleotides long. Its product is annotated as prolyl-tRNA synthetase associated domain-containing protein 1. The record is from RefSeq and is a predicted model, not a curated record. NCBI's taxonomy places the organism in Eukaryota, Metazoa, Chordata, Mammalia, Carnivora, Felidae. The transcript has 2 exons. Bases 103 to 618 code for a protein of 171 amino acids. Gene Ontology annotation, molecular function: aminoacyl-tRNA deacylase activity.
CUCUAGGCACUUCCGCUCCAGCCUCCAGUCUGCCUGCCGCGCGGGAAGCCACGCCUGUUUGUUGCGCUCUUCCGCCCAGUGUCUGCGGGCCACGACAGCAGCAUGGCUGGUGCCGAGUUGCGGGCGGCGCUGGAUGAGCGGCUCGGCGCCCUGGCCAUCCGCACAGAGGUGGUGGAGCACCCGGAGGUGUUUACAGUUGAAGAAAUGAUGCCUCAUAUCCAGCAUUUGAAAGGAGCACAUAGUAAGAACUUAUUCCUUAAAGACAAGAAGAAAAAAGGCUAUUGGCUGGUGACAGUUCUUCAUGAUAGACAAGUUAAUUUAAAUGAUCUUGCUAAGCAGUUAGGUGUUGGGAGUGGAAAUCUUCGGUUUGCUGAUGAAACAGCCAUGCUAGAAAAACUAAAAGUUGGCCAAGGCUGUGCCACACCUUUGGCACUCUUCUGUGAUGAUGGAGAUGUGAAAUUUGUUCUGGAUUCUGCUUUUCUGGAAGGUGGACAUGAAAAGGUGUACUUUCAUCCAAUGACCAAUGCUGCAACCAUGGGAUUGAGCCCUGAAGACUUUCUCACAUUUGUGAAGAAGACAGGACAUGAUCCCAUAAUACUAAAUUUUGAUAAAAACUAAUUGGACUGAUAUUUAGAAUACACUUCUUUCUGAAAGUUGUUUUUCUUAUUUUUUAUUUAUAGAAAGCAUUAAAAGUGAUAAGAAUAUUUA